AUGGCCACUGCACAAUUGCAGAGAAUCUCCAUGAGUGCGUUGGUAUUUCCCAGUAAGAUGUCAACUGAGCAGCAGUCUUUAAUGUUAGUGAAGAGGCUUCUAGCAGUUUCAAUAUCCUGCAUCACGUAUUUGAGAGGAAUAUUCCCAGAAUGUGCUUAUGGAACAAGAUAUCUAGACGAUCUGUGUGUCAAAAUUCUGAAAGAAGAUAAGAAUUGUCCAGGAUCUACACAGUUAGUGAAGUGGAUGUUAGGAUGCUAUGAUGCUUUACAGAAAAAAUAUCUAAGGAUGGUUGUUCUAGCUGUAUACACUAAUCCAGAAGACCCUCAGACAAUUUCAGAAUGUUACCAGUUUAAAUUCAAGUACACCAGUAAUGGACCAAUCAUGGACUUCAUAAGUAAAAACCAAAUCAGUGAAUCUAGUAUGUCAUCUGCUGACACCAAGAAAGCAAGUAUUCUUCUCAUUCGCAAGAUUUAUAUUCUAAUGCAAAAUCUGGGACCUUUACCUAAUGAUGUUUGUUUGACCAUGAAACUUUUUUACUACGAUGAAGUUACACCCCCAGAUUACCAACCUCCUGGUUUUAAGGAUGGUGAUUGUGAAGGAGUGAUAUUUGAAGGGGAGCCUAUGUACUUAAAUGUGGGAGAAGUCCCAACACCUUUUCACACCUUCAAAGUAAAAGUGACCACUGAGAAAGAACGAAUGGAAAAUAUUGAUUCAGCUAUAUUAUCACCAAAACAAUUAAAAACACCACUUCAAAAAAUUCUCAUGGACAAAGAUGAUUUCGAAGAUGAACAGGAGCAUUACAUAAGUGAUGAUUUUGACAUUGAAACUAAAAGGGAAGAGCAGAAAAAAAACCCUGGAUCUUCUGAACUUGGAGAACCAGGUGUAGUUUGUGAAGAAGAUGAAACUAUGAGGUCUAAAGAAAGUCCAGAUCUUUCAAUUUCUCAUUCUCAGGUUGAGCAGUUAGUCAGUAAAACAUCUGAACUUGAUGUGUCUGAAAGCAAAACAAGAAGUGGAAAAAUCUUUCAGAAUAAAAUGGCUAAUGGAAAUCAACAAGUAAAAUCUUUUAAGGAAAAUCGGAAGAGAAGUCAGCUUGAAUCUGCAAAAACAGUCCUUCAUCACUUUGAUUCUUCUAGUCAAGAGUCAGUGCCAAAAAGAAGAAAGUUUAGUGAACCAAAGAAAAAUACAUAA
Molecule: messenger RNA, 1188 nt
Organism: Eubalaena glacialis (North Atlantic right whale)
Lineage: Eukaryota; Metazoa; Chordata; Mammalia; Artiodactyla; Balaenidae
Gene: HORMAD1
Product: HORMA domain containing 1
Exons: 14
Coding region: 1-1188 (395 amino acids)
Source: RefSeq, a predicted model, not a curated record